This is a messenger RNA of Brienomyrus brachyistius, 1087 nucleotides long. RefSeq names its product CREB-binding protein-like. Gene Ontology annotation, molecular function: chromatin DNA binding; transcription coactivator activity; histone acetyltransferase activity. Gene Ontology annotation, cellular component: nucleus; transcription regulator complex; histone acetyltransferase complex. The record is from RefSeq and is a predicted model, not a curated record. Gene Ontology annotation, biological process: positive regulation of transcription by RNA polymerase II. The transcript is spliced from 2 exons. Lineage: Eukaryota; Metazoa; Chordata; Actinopteri; Osteoglossiformes; Mormyridae. Bases 163 to 981 code for a protein of 272 amino acids.
CCUGCUGUUCUCGCUUCUUGGUCACGUGACUGACGUGACUCCACCCGCCUGGAAGCCGAAAGUCACCAGCAGCUUGGAGACUGACGGAUCGUUUUAGGUGCUGAAAUCGCCGUAUCUACGAAAAAGUUGUCGUGCUUUGUGAGCAAGAAGACUUCUCUAUCCAUGGCCAGCAGCAGCCAGGAGGCUGAGGCUCCUGAGAUCCCACAGGAGAGCCGCCGCCUCAGCAUCCAGCGCUGCAUCCAGUCGCUGGUGCAUGCCUGCCAGUGCUGCAACGCCAACUGCUCGCUGCCUUCCUGCCAGAAGAUGAAGCGCGUGGUGCAGCACACCAAGGGCUGCAAGCGCAAGACCAACGGCGGCUGCCCCAUAUGCAAGCAGCUGAUUGCGCUCUGCUGCUACCACACCAAGCACUGUCAGGAGAACAAGUGUCCCGUGCCCUUCUGCCUCAACAUCAAGCACAAGCUGUGCCAGCAGCAGCUGCAACACCGGUUGCAGCAGGCGCAGAUGAUGCGCCGACGCAUGGCCACCAUGCAGGGCCGUGGCGCCCCCCAGAGCUCACCGCAGGGCCCUUCACAGCAGACACCCCAGCAAGGGGGCCCCAUCGCUGCUGCCGCUUUGCAGAACCUCCUGCGCAUACUCAGGUCACCCAGCUCGCCGCAAAAGCAGCAGCAGGUCCUCUGCAUCCUCAAGUCCAACCCGAAGCUCAUGACCGCCUUCAUAAAGCAGCGGGCUGCCAGGUACCAGGCCAACCAGCCGCCGCAGCAACAGCAGCAGGUGCAACAGCAGCAGGCCCCGCAGGGCUUGCACACAGGCCAGUCCAACCUUGCAGGCCUGGCCCCUGUGCCUGGUGGAGCGGUGCAACGGCCUGGCAUGCCCCCCCAGCCACCCCAGCAGCAGCUGCAGCACCGGUUCCAGCAGGCGCAGAUGAUGCGCCGACGCAUGGCCACCAUGCAGGGCCAAAGACGAAACUUAAAACAAGGAUAAUGUCUUUUGUAAAAUCAUGCAAGUUAUUAUGAAAAAUAAUUAUUAAAUAGCUAAUUUCUUACUCAUAUUCCAUAUUGUCAAAUAAACUGUGUGUAACAGGCAGAAA